AUGCCGGUGCACUUCGCGCGCUGCGACUCGUUGGAGAGGGAGCGUGACCAGCACCUGGAGACGAUCGAGCAGCAACGUCAGCUGGUUCAGAAGCUGGAGGAUGACCUGGGCAGCAUGAACUCGGUGGCGGCAAUCUGCCGCGGCGAGGGAGAGGGUAUGCCGUCCUCCUCCGAGCUGGUGGCGGAGGCCGUGAGGGACACGAUGGAGCCGAUGCCGACCCCUGCCCGACCUCCGUCGGUGCUGGGCGGUGACCCCGGCUCGGCGGCCGACACCAUCCUACCCAUCGUCACCGCGCAGAGGGAGCGCUUCAGGCUCAGAAUUCAGGAGCUGGAACAGGAGCGCAACAUGGCACAACAUGAGCUGAGCCUCAAGGAUACGGAGAUCGACGACCUGAGGCGCGACAACCUCAAACUGUUCGAAAAGAUCCGCUUUUUGCAGAGCUACUCGUCCCAGAAGCCGAAGAAGCCCGGCCAGGACGUGGAGUCUCGCUACUCGAGCCAGUACGAACAGUCGCUGGACCCGUUCUCUUCGUUCUCGCGCCAGGAGCGGGCCAGGAAGUACAGCCAGCUCAGUCCCUUCGAGAAGGUCACACUCUCCAUGGGUCAGCUGGUGCUCUCCAGCCGCACGGCACGCACGGUGGCCUUUCUGUACACGCUGCUGCUCCACCUGCUGGUGUUUGCUGUCCUCUACAAGAUGGCCUACACGGAGAUGUACCAUCGACAGUUCUCAUCAGACUGCGCCGAAAAGUACGCCGAGCACAUGCUGAAGAUUCACGGAGAGGAGAGCCACCUGUGAGUGUGCCGCUCUGCCGAGAGAUGGCAGCACAGUCGUCGGCCGGUGUCCGGGCUACUGUUUGACUACCGUGAAAGGACCGGCGGCGGCAGGGGGCGGCGCCGACACAGGCAUUCCGGGCUUCUUCGGUGAAGGGAGGGGGCGUCUGGCCCGCUGCGUUUUCGACCGACGCCCCCAGUUGUUACGAUGUGUGAUCAUGUGAACGUUUAAAUUGGCCUAUCUGCUUCUGUCUGUAUGGGCUCGCUACGACAGUAUUGAGUGAUGUUAUCGUUUUGCUCCUGCCCAUAUCACGUGGAGUUGCAUAGUUUUUGUCUUAUCACGUGUGUCUGAUCACCACGAGGUUCGAUCGUUUUGCCUUUGGUGGUAGCUGAUUCCGACUUUGAGUGCUUCUUAUCGAUUCCAACCGGUGCAGGGUGACUGUAACAUCCAGAGGCUGGUCUGCGGAACACCCAAGUGGACUGUGUUGCAUAGCCGCCGUGCACAGCACGUUUGUGGUGAUUUGCGAAUGUGAAAACAUGCUGUAGUGUGAUCCGCGCAGAUAUGUACAGUGUACACGGGCACAUGCAAGCUGCGAUGUGACCCCAAAUACAAUAUUUAAGGCAA
This is a messenger RNA of Amphibalanus amphitrite, 1395 nucleotides long. Its product is annotated as protein CASP-like. The coding region runs from base 1 to 795 and encodes 264 amino acids. Lineage: Eukaryota; Metazoa; Arthropoda; Thecostraca; Balanomorpha; Balanidae. The transcript is spliced from 7 exons. Gene Ontology annotation, biological process: intra-Golgi vesicle-mediated transport. Gene Ontology annotation, cellular component: Golgi membrane. The record is from RefSeq and is a predicted model, not a curated record.